AUGGAGGCCGCCGGCUCCAUCCUCGUCGUGUACAUCGUCUUCUUCGGCGCGUGGCCUCCGUGGAUGCCGCUCACGCUCCAGUCCAUGGCGCUCAACACCGGCGUCGGAUUUGUAGUCAUCGGCGACGAGCCGCCGCCGCCAGUGCGGCCGCCGAACGUCGCGUUUGAGACGGUCGCAUACGCCGCGCUGCAGGAGCGGCUCGCGGUGCUAAUCUCCGAGCCGGGCGCGGGCCAGGCAUCGGUGCGUUACAACUGGACCUACAAGGCCAACGACAUCAAGCCGUUUGCUCCUGCGCUCUUCCCUCGCCACCUCGCCGGGCGCGAGUGGUGGGCGUGGGCCGACCUCGACGUGGUCUUUGGGGAGCUGCUUACGUUUCUGCACGCCGCCGCGACCAAGCCCGCCUGCUGCAAGGUCCCGCUGCGGCCAAACGGCCUGCCAGAGUCGCUGAGCAAGGUUGGGCGGCACACGCCGGGCCGCACCGCUUGCACGCCCUGA
Molecule: messenger RNA, 495 nt
Organism: Emiliania huxleyi CCMP1516
Lineage: Eukaryota; Haptophyta; Isochrysidales; Noelaerhabdaceae
Exons: 2
Coding region: 1-495 (164 amino acids)
Source: RefSeq, a predicted model, not a curated record